Molecule: messenger RNA, 1458 nt
Organism: Symbiodinium sp. CCMP2456
Lineage: Eukaryota; Dinophyceae; Suessiales; Symbiodiniaceae
Source: the annotation of a GenBank genome assembly
AUGGCGCAUUUCCGUCGCUGCAACGAGAAAAAUGUGGACCUGAACCGCAACUGUCUCUUACCGCAGGAGUUCGAGAGGUUGCGAACCGAAGACAAACUUGCGACGAUCUACAGCAGUUUCGAUCCUCUGUUUAAUCCGACGGUGACGCCGAGUUGGUUCUACCGGAAUGUUGCCAUUUGGCCCCACAUGGCGUCCUACGUUGCUGCCUAUGGCUUUGGAUACAUCAAGACCGCGCUCGUCGGUGGCACAUACACCAAGGAUCAAGGGAUGUUCUUCGGCGGCCGUGAGUUGCAGAAAUCGCACGUUCUGCUGCGAGACUUCUUCAAAGAGCAUUUCGGCAAGCUGCCGGCAAAGGAGAUUGCAUGGGUCGACGUGCAUACUGGACUUGGCGCACAAGGCGUGGAUGUGCUUCUGGGCAAUUUCGAAGAUCGACAGCUCAUGGAUGAGAUCUUCCCCAAAGUGGAAGGGGAGUUCGAUGGAUUUCAAGGCGGCUUUGGCGUCUCCGCCCUCGACCGAAGGUGCGGCCCGGGCGAGCUGGACGUGAAUUCGGGCAGGUUCUCUUCUUCGCAGGCGGGUGGAUACGAGUACACGGUCGGAGUGCUGUCCGGAGAUUGGGUAACAUCCUGGUUUCCUCCAGAUUCUGGGCGAGCCCUCCUGGUGCAGCAAGAGUUUGGCACCCUUCCGUCGCUGGCGGUGGCGAGGGCCUUGAUGCUGGAAAACGUUGGCUUCCAUUAUGACCGCGGCAACCAUGACUUCUGGCGCACCUUCACGCAAGAUGCUUUCUACGUCAGGACCGACUUCUGGAAAGAGAGGGUGCUUCGCCGCGGCAUGGAUGUGUUCCAGAAGAUGGCGAAGACGUCGGGGAAGGGGCGAGGACGCGGCCGCGGUGCUGCCAAUGGCAAGGCAUGGUCAGCCUCGGAGAGCCCGACGCAGUCCCCCGUGCCUGCAGCGAUCCCUGAGGCAAAGGAGGCUCAGCCGAAGCUGCCACCAGAGCCGCCAGUCAAUGGCACCACCAUUAUGCUUCGAAAUCUUCCCACCAGGUUUUCGCAAGAAACCAUGCUUCAGCUUCUGAAUGACAACGGCUUUCAGGCAAAGUACGACUUUGUAUACUUGCCAAUGGAUUUCCGCAACGGCACGAAUCUUGGCUACGCCUUCGUGAACACUCUGACACAUCAGGAUGCACUUGCGGCCAUGGAGGUGUUCCAAGGCUACGCCGGUUGGGGCCAGGAGGGUGACAAGAGCUGCGAGGUUUCCUGGGCCCAUCCACAUCAGGGCCUCCAGGAGCAUGUUGAGCGAUACCGGAACAGCCCUGUCAUGCACCCGCUCACGCCGGAGGAGUACAAACCAAUGGUCUUCGCUAACGGACAGCGUGUCCCGUUCCCUGCGCCGACAAAGGCUAUUCGCGCACCCAAGCUGAAAACUGAACGGAAUGCCGGUGGUGCUGCAGGAGACGCAUAA